UGAUGCUGCUUGCCCGCUUUGUUUUUGCUCUCUACUCCCGCAAUCCCGCUAUUGCGAAUGGGUUGCCUAUCGAUGGGUAGUCCGUCACUUGGAUUUCAAACACCAUACCAGAAUCCCCGAUUCGCAAUUCGUGAAUUGUUUCAUGGAUCCAAAGGAAACCUCUCAAUCAAUCCAACCACAAUGCAGAAUUCACUCUCUUUCCAUCCCAAAUUUCGACCCACGAACACACUCAAGGUGGGUGAGCUUCAAAUCCUUUCAUACUGCCCUUGUUCAUCGGUUCUUCAACUACCCAGUCCGAAUAAUUCCAGCAUGCAUCGUUCUUUCGCUUCCCAGAACAAUAUUUUGAAGGUCUGCGUGAAAAAGGUAGCUGGUUUUCUUGUUGGGUCUCUCAUUCUCAUGGGGAGUUUCAACAUAGGACCGGCUAUAGCAUUUCCGACCACCCAGAAAGCCGGUUAUUCUGCGUCUGUGGAGGAAAAAACAGAUGCCCGAGAUGAUAAAGGUGAGAAUGAGGCUAUGUAUUUGAAGUUAUUGGAGAAGAACCCAAGAGAUGUACAAGCACUGAAAGUGGUUCUGUAUGGAAAAAUGAGGAAAGGAAAAACAAAGGAGGCUUUGGAGCAUGUGGAGAGAUUGAUUGAUAUUGAACCUGAUGAGGUAGAGUGGAGACUUCUACAGGCUCUCUCUUAUGAGAUGAUGGGACACCUGAGCAGGGCGAAGAGACUUUUCAAAGAAAUUUUAGAGGAGAGGCCUCUCUUACUUAGAGCUUUGCAUGGUCUGGCGAUGGUAAUGCACAAAAACCAUGAAGGGUCAGCUGUCUUUGAGAUGCUGGAUAAGGCUUUGUUACUUUCUCAGCGCGGGAAAAGAGUUACAGAGGAGCGAAAUAUAAGAAUUUUAAUUGCACAAAUGCAUGUUGUAAAGGGUGAUUUGGAGGAGGCCUUGAAAAGGUUCCAAGACUUGGUUAAUGAUAACCCUCGUGAUUUUCGGCCUUAUCUCUGCGAGGGGAUAAUCUACAGCCUAUUGGGUAAAAAGAAAGAGGCUGAUGAGCAGUUUGAGACAUAUCGGAGCCUUGUACCACAGGAAUUCCCCCAGAGAGGAUUCCUUGAUGACGUUGUAUUGGCUGCAAAAACAGAACCUCGGGAGAGGUUGGAGGAGGAGUUUGGGGCUGAAUGUUCAUACAGAAAGUAAAAUGCACUUGUCAGUUUGUCUGCAGAGUUGACUUGGGGUUGGUAAGUUUCAGCAAAUAAGAAAUUUGUAUUAACCCAAUAUGGCUUUAAAGAGGAAAUGGAUUGUUCUCUUUAUAUGUUGUCAAAAAGGACAAGACAAUCAAAAUUUUGUUUGGUAACAGUCUAUGUUCUACACUUCGUACAAUAGAUGCUGAAGGCUGAUGGCCCAACACCCCGAUUUGAGAGAAAAAAUGACCCUAUAGCUAGUGCGACAGUGGAGCUUAUCUUUAUUCUUUUUUUCUGUUUUCCCCCGUUUUCGGUUUUUUGUAUUCACCAAGCAUCAGUAUUUGGUCGCAUGAAGGUCCGCUUACUUCGUUGAUUUAUGUUGAACCCUAGUAACUUGAUGGUGGUUUGACUCUCUUUCUUUAUGAUGUAGCCAAUAUUACCAAUUGAAGGAUUAUUUUAGUGUGGAGUCAAAACAUGGUGGGUUAGAUAUUAAUCUUGCUAGUAGUUGGGGACUAGUCCAUUUGUUGGGUUAUGAAGACUGUUUGAUUGGAACAUAUUUUGUCUUGGCUAUUC
Molecule: messenger RNA, 1739 nt
Organism: Nelumbo nucifera (sacred lotus)
Lineage: Eukaryota; Viridiplantae; Streptophyta; Magnoliopsida; Proteales; Nelumbonaceae
Product: Tetratricopeptide repeat (TPR)-like superfamily protein
Molecular function (GO): protein binding
Source: RefSeq, a predicted model, not a curated record